Messenger RNA from Pistacia vera, 681 nucleotides. Its product is annotated as TMV resistance protein N-like. The transcript is spliced from 2 exons. Bases 1 to 681 code for a protein of 226 amino acids. Gene Ontology annotation, molecular function: ADP binding. Gene Ontology annotation, biological process: defense response. The record is from RefSeq and is a predicted model, not a curated record. Lineage: Eukaryota; Viridiplantae; Streptophyta; Magnoliopsida; Sapindales; Anacardiaceae.
AUGGGUGGAAUAGGUAAAACUACACUUGCUAGAGUUGUAUAUGACUGGCUAUCAGAUCAAUAUGAAGGUUCUUGCUUUCUUGCCAAUGUUAGAGAAGUCUCUCAAAAUAGAGGUCUAAUUUGUUUACAAGAACAGCUUCUGUCAGAGGUUUUGCUGGUUCUUGAUGAUGUUGAUAAACAAGAACAACUAAAAGCAUUGGUUGCUGCACCUAAUUGGUUUGUAUCUGGGAGUAGAAUCAUCAUUACAACAAGAGAUGAACAUUUGCUAAUUAGCCAUGGAGUCCAAUAUAUAUAUAAGGUUGGAGGAUUGGAUCAUGAUGAAGCUAACGAGCUCUUACAAAUGAAGGCUUUCAAACAUAAACAACCUACACAUGAACAUUUUGAGAUGUCAAAGCAUGUCAUAAACUACACACAAGGCCUUCCGUUAGCUUUUGUAGUUGUGGGAUCAUUUUUGUGUGACAGAAGUGUUGACAAAUGGAAAAGCGCCUUGGAUAGGCUAAAAGAACAUCCUGAUGAAGAAAUUUUGAGAGUACUUAGAAUAAGUUACGAUGGACUAAAGAACACAGAAAAGCAAAUAUUCUUAUAUAUAGCAUGCUUCUUGAAAGGGAGGGAUAAAGGUCGAGUAAUGGAAAUACUAGAUGCUUGUGGGUUUUACCCUGAUAUUGUGAUGAGACCCCGCUAG